Molecule: messenger RNA, 303 nt
Organism: Parnassius apollo (apollo)
Lineage: Eukaryota; Metazoa; Arthropoda; Insecta; Lepidoptera; Papilionidae
Source: the annotation of a GenBank genome assembly
AUGGCUCCUAAAAUUGUGUUUUUUAUCAUACUUUGUUUAUUAGUCUCCAUGUGUGAAAUGAGAAAGAAGAUCAUGGAUUAUCCCACGGAGAAACAGCUAGAGCUGCAAAGGAAAGAAACCACUCCUGUCGAUUUCACACGAUUGGUGGCUAUGCGGCUAUUGUAUGGUUUCGCCAAAGUGAUGGGUUUCGAUGAACCAGUCAGUGAAAUACUGAACGGUGCUUUUGUUCCACCUGGUGCUGAUGAUGACGACGAUUUUGGUGAUGAUGAGGAAGAGGAGGGUGGAAUAUUUGAUGACUAUUAG